UGCCUAACACAAAGGGAAAGUUGUGUAUGGGGAAAUAUAUGCUGACUACACUAUACCCAUGGGACUGGGAUAGGUAGCAAGGAGGUGACCCGAGGUAAUAGCCACAAGACAGCCUAGCCUAUAAAAGAAAUAUCAAAAUCAUCGAAUUAUUGGAAGAAAAGUUUGAAUCAAAUGAAGUUUGCUGUCUCUCUCCUGCUGUCACUCUGUGUAAGUGGGGCCCUGUACGCUGGUCCCUUCACUGCCACCAUCACCAACAAGCCAGUCUUCAAGCUGGGAGAGGAAGUCAUCGUAGAGGUGACCCUCACUAACAACAGAAAUACUGUUUCUUCAGAAACCAUAAUUAAGUUUACGGAGCAUUUCUGUAGUAUUUACACUAGUGAACAAACCACAAACAUGAUUGUUACAAAAAAAGAAAUACCAUAUAGCGCGAAAUUUUUGCUGUUUUCGUGGGUUAGCAAUCCUACACGAAAAUUGUUAGAAUUAUCAACUAUAACGUGCAAAAUUAAAGGCCGGUGUAAAUGGAGCUACAUGACAUAUAACCACAAGUACGAAGCCAAAUUUGGAGUCUAGUGUAGAUAAAAGCAAUAUUAAAAAUCAUCGAAUCAAAGAAGACAAACGAAGUUUGCUAGCUGUCUCUCUCCUGCUGUCACUCUGUGUGAGUGGCCCUGUCCGCUGGUUCCUUCACUGCCACCAUCACCAACAAGCCAGUUUUCAAGCUGGGAGAGGAAGUCAUCGUAGAGGUUACCCUCAAUACUGUUUCUUCAGAAACCAUAAUUAAGUUUACGGAGCAUUUCUGUAGUAUUUACACUAGUGAACAAACCACAAACAUGAUUGUUACAAAAAAAAGAAAUACCGUAUAGCGCGACAUUUUUGCUGUUUUCGUGGGUUAGCAAUCCUACACGAAAAUUGUUAGAAUUAUCAACUAUAACGUGCAAAAUUAAAGGCCGGUGUAAAUGGAGCUACAUGACACAUAACCACAAGUACGAAGCCAAAUUUGGAGUCUAGCGUAGAUAAAAGCAAUAUUAAAAAUCAUCGAAUCAAAGAAGAUAAACGAAGUUUGCUAGCUGUCUCUCUCCUGCUGUCACUCUGUGUGAGUGGCCCUGUCCGCUGGUUCCUUCACUGCCACCAUCACCAACAGGCCAGUCUUCAAGCUGGGAGAGGAAGUCAUCGUAGAGGUGACCCUCACUAACAACAGUACUACUGUUUCUUCAGAAACCAUAAUUAAGUUUACGGAGCAUUUCUGUAGUAUUUACACUAGUGAACAAACCACAAACAUGAUUGUUACAAAAAAAGAAAUGCCGUGUAGCGCGAAAUUUUUGCUGUUUUCGUGGGUUAGCAAUCCUACACGAAGAAUUAUCAACUAUAACGUGCGAAAAUUAAAGGCCGGUGUAUAUAAAUGGAGCUAUAUGACACAUAACCACUAGUACAUAAUUUGAAGCCAAAUUUGGAGUCUGGUGUAGAUAAAAGCAAUAUUACGAAUCAUUUGAAUCAAAGACAAAUGAAGUUUGCUGUCUCUCUCCUGCUGUCCCUCUGUGUGAGUGGGGCCCUGUCCGCUGGUCCCUUCACUGCCACUAUCACCAACAAGCCAGUCUUCAAGCUGGGAGAGGAAGUCAUCGUAGAGGUGACCCUCACCAACAACCAUCCAGUAGACUACUUUAUCCUCAAAAGAUUCACACCACUCGAGGGACUCAGGGCUAACAUCUUCACCGUGACAACAAACAAAGGCUCUGUACUACCAUACGAUGGACUAAUGUUCAGAAGGGGACCUACACAGAAAGAUGAAUAUAUUAAAAUCCGUGCAAAUUCUUUCAUCUCAUCAACUGCAACUCUAUCCAUUGCCUACGGUUUCUAUGAGGCUGGAACCUAUCUUGUCAAGCUGAGCACAACUCUUACAUUUGCUAGCUCUCUGGAUGUGGGCCCAGUAACACAGCUGCUUGCAUCCAACACCAAUCGUCUCAUGCUAACUGUCGGUGACAAGCAGCCAUAUCUAACAAUCGGGGAGACCCAUCGUAGGAAAGAUGUGCAACAGAAAAUAGUCGAUGAUUCAGUAUUUAAUACAAAGGAAAUGAAAAACCCAAAAUUUGGGGGUACUUGGACCGAUGUAAUGAAGAAAGAUGCUACAAACGUGUACACCAAGGCCUUCCAGGUAAUGCUGAAAGCCACCGAUUUGGCAGUGUUCAAUACAAAUAGAUAUACUACUUGGUUCGGUAAGAUUAAUUACUCGGGUGAUGUUAAAUCUGUGCUUCAGGAUUGUACAAACGAUAUGCAAGUGCAGUCUUUCACUCUUUACAAUGGCUUGAGUGUCCGAAGCGCAUGUGGUCGUUACGACUAUGCAUACACAUAUCAUGGAGCAAUCCGCAUUGUACUUUGUAGCGUCUACUAUACAUCAGAUUUUCAGGACAAAUAUGAGACAAUCGUACACGAAAUUACACAUGCAUCAGCCAGGACAGAAGACUAUGAAUAUGGUAGGACGAAUUGCAAGUAUUUGGCCAUCGAUGAUCCAGCAAGAGCUGUUAACAAUGCUGAUAACUAUGGAUACUUUACUGGCAAUCUGUGAACACAGUGAUAUAAAAAUCCCUCGAUUGUCAAUUAUAUUUAGUAGAUGUAGUGUGGGAGUCUACACAAACUGAAUUUAGCUAUUAAUUUAUAGAGUGUAUGCUGGGGUGUGCAGCGUAUUUUUUUUUUAUUAUUAUAAUAAUAGGAACAAGUACAUGUAAUAUAAUAAUGAAUAUGGCAAAA
This is a messenger RNA of Halichondria panicea, 2739 nucleotides long. Its product is annotated as extracellular protease-like. The transcript has a single exon. Gene Ontology annotation, molecular function: metalloendopeptidase activity. Lineage: Eukaryota; Metazoa; Porifera; Demospongiae; Suberitida; Halichondriidae. The record is from RefSeq and is a predicted model, not a curated record. The coding region runs from base 1499 to 2557 and encodes 352 amino acids.